UGCGUUUUAUAAUGAAAAAUCAACACUUGAGUAUAAAACCAGCUGCUAAAACUGUAGUAACUGAACUUCAAUUUUUUUGGGAGAUAUAUAGAAUUCCUCUAAUGCAACACUACAAUGCUGUUGUUAAGCUCCUAAAAUUAUUUAACAAAAUGCGAGCAAUUAUCAAAAAAUCUUCUCACGCGGGAGAUAAACAGAAAGAGCAAGAGUCUAAUUUCAUUAAUAAUUUGGAUCGAUUGUUUGACAUUGCUCGACGAAAUGCAUUAAAUUUGAUUAAAAACGAUAAGGAUAAACAGUUCCUUAUUCUGCAAAGGGAAGUUGGAAGGCCUGGAUCUGCCUUUGCGAGAGUUAAAAAAGGCAAAAUCGAAGAAGAACCAACAACGGAACCAGAGCCUUCCUUGGAAUCUCAAUCAGCUACCAGCGUUUUUACUAUUGAUGGAGGAGAUGAGAAACCCUCCACUAGUAGAGCGUUUUCCGAGCGAAGUAAAUCAAAAAUAAUGACUCCUAUACUAGCUGCCACCCUAGACCGUAUUGGACUAAGCGACCGAAAUGCAAUGUAUGUUAUUUCUGCGGUUUUAACAAGUGCUGGACUAAACUUAGGUACUGACAAAGUAGAAAGAUUGCCAGUUUUGGUAUCUUCUGGAGCAAAUGUUCAGCUGCUUGGAGUCCCAAAAUUGUCUUCUGGAACUGGUGAAAGACAGGCAAACGAAUCUUCAGUAGUAGUAAUAGUAGUAGUAUUGGUUAGGAUCAUGAUGUCUUUCAUGCGGUUGGCUCUGAAGCCCCGCAGUGGUAGGGAGCCACUGAUGCGGCAGCUGCGUCUGCUGGUGGUGGAACGCCGUCCCUCGGCUGGAACCGGGCACUCCACUACUCGCCUGCAGAGGCGGCUGCGGUGUCAAUGA
Molecule: messenger RNA, 896 nt
Organism: Armigeres subalbatus
Lineage: Eukaryota; Metazoa; Arthropoda; Insecta; Diptera; Culicidae
Exons: 4
Coding region: 12-896 (294 amino acids)
Source: RefSeq, a predicted model, not a curated record